Molecule: messenger RNA, 2043 nt
Organism: Daktulosphaira vitifoliae (grape phylloxera)
Lineage: Eukaryota; Metazoa; Arthropoda; Insecta; Hemiptera; Phylloxeridae
Product: RING finger and SPRY domain-containing protein 1-like
Exons: 11
Coding region: 264-1886 (540 amino acids)
Cellular component (GO): cytoplasm
Molecular function (GO): protein binding; ubiquitin-protein transferase activity
Source: RefSeq, a predicted model, not a curated record
AUAUAUAUUUAUAUAAAUUAUCAUAUUUUUAUGUGCAUAGACUAAGUAUAGUUUAUUUUCAAUGUAUUAUGUAGAUGUAUCUAUAAUAUUAUUGUGUUAUUGACGUAAUAAAUAAAAGACACUUUAAUGGCUUACACUUGAGAAGUUAAAACAAUCACGUUGUAAUGAACACUUUUUGAUAGUUAUAAUAAUAAAAAAAGUUUCAUUUACCAAGUAAUCAACUUGCAAUUUAAUCGUAAUAAUCUGUUAAAAAUUUCAUCUUAAUGGGGGCGUUUCAUUGUAAAUCGUGUCAGAAUGGCGAAGAUAAUACAAACAUAUUUAGUAAUCAUCCGUCAACUGAAAGUGAACGAAGACGAUUUCUUUUUGGUAGACAACGUAUUCGCACUGGUUCAUUAAAACAAACUGAUUCUUUAGUACUUCAAACAUUAAGUGUCAUUAAAAAUUUGGGACUUAUCGAUAAUGGUUCAGAAGCUCCAGAAGCGUUACGCAAAUUACAUUGGCUGGCCGAUGAUGGUGAAGGUUGGAUUCAAGUAGUACUAUCAAUGAUUCAUGUAAUUCCUCUUGAUGAUCCACUAAGUCCAGCACUUAUAACAGUUAUUCUGGAUGAUUGCCCUUUACCUGACAAGGACACGAUAAUAAAGUUAUCAUUUAUGUUAGACCUUUCAAAUAAAACACCUAAAUGUAAGACUAUUGACCAGCAUCGUAAUAUAUGUGUUAUUUUGGGUAUACUUGCUGAUAAAUUGCCUGGACCAUCAAGUAUUGCUUUAUUAACAAAAGAAACUUUGACUUAUCUUUUUAAUAAUAUGAAUUUACAAGUACAUCCAUCAAUUAUUCUUUUUUCAUUAAUUGCUCUUGAAAAAUUUGCACAAAUAAGAGAAAAUAGAUACACUAUAGAACGUUUUAUGAAAACUGGACCUUUAGCUAUGUUAACAAUAUUUGAAAGACUAACUGGUUCUGACCAACCUCUAUAUGCUCAAGUUGGAUUUUGUGCUGAAUGGUUGUUGGAUAAUAUAUUUGUAGAUAAUCAGAGAUCACUUUCCUACAUCAAUACUACUAUGGAAGGUGUAAAUGCAAUCUUAAAUCAAGAAGAUGCUAGUGAAUAUUUAAAACUUGGUCCUAGUGGGUUAGAGGCAAGGUGUGAUGCAUGUAGCUUUGAAAGUGUAAGAUGUACUUUUCAAAUUGAUGAAGGCACUUGGUAUUAUGAAGUAACUAUCCUAACAUCUGGAGUUAUGCAAAUUGGAUGGUCUACUAAAAACUCUAAAUUCUUUAACCAUGAUGGAUAUGGUAUAGGUGAUGAUGAACACUCUGUUGCUUAUGAUGGCUGUCGACAAUUAGUUUGGUAUGGAGCUCGAUGUACUAGUUGUGUGUCAGGUCGAUCAUGGAAAGAAGGAGAUACUGUAGGUUGUUUGUUACGACUUGAAACUCCAUCUCCUUGUGCAUCAUUUUAUUUGAAUGGUCAAAUAGUGGCUUCUAAUGACAAAAUAUUUCAAUUCGCCAAAUCAGAGUUUUUUGCUGCUGCCAGUUUUAUGACUUUUCAACAAAGUCGAUUUAAUUUUGGCAGUAAACCAUUUAAAUAUGCUCCCAAAGGUGUUAAAUUCAAUAUAAUGAAUACACAUGGAAAAUUAGAUGAUACUCAAAAGAUAAUUUUACCCAAGCGCAUGAGAUUAGAAUUGUUGGGUAAACAAACAGCUGAUGAGGAUUCUUGUACUAUAUGCUUUGACCGUAAAGCUGAUGUAAUAUUUUAUCCCUGUAAACAUGAUGGAUACUGUAAAAAUUGUGCACAACAACUAACUUUGUGUCCUGUAUGUCGGCAAAUAAUUGUUAGGCAUCAAGAAAUAAAUGACCGAUCAGUAAUAGCACCGACUACUAAAAUCCUAGUCAGCUAACCUAGUUCAGUAUGAUCUCUUCUUCAAAUAAAUAACAAGUGUGAUUAUUAAUAGAAAUAUUUUAUAUAUAUGAGUGUACAUAUAUAAUUGAACUUUAAAUUUUGUAUGUAUAUAUAACAUGUUUAAAUAAAUAUAUAAAAUUAAUUUUUUUAACAAA